CUGCACGACGUGUCCAGUGAAUUGAGAAAUUAGAACGUGUGAUUGAGAGAACCAAACAAAACGAAACCGGAGCCGAAGACAAUAAUUAUCUCUCGCCGAUCAGAAAGUUGAUCUUCGAAAUUCCGAUCGGUCACCGGUGAAAUCUGUGUAAAUUUUGUGGGAGGAAACAAUGACGUCAACUUUCAGCGGCGAUGAAACUGCGCCUUUCUUCGGUUUCCUCGGCGCCGCUGCAGCGCUCGUUUUCUCAUGUAUGGGAGCUGCUUAUGGAACGGCGAAGAGCGGUGUGGGAGUGGCGUCCAUGGGAGUAAUGAGGCCAGAGCUUGUGAUGAAGUCAAUUGUGCCGGUUGUUAUGGCUGGUGUGUUAGGUAUUUAUGGAUUGAUUAUUGCAGUCAUUAUCAGUACCGGGAUUAACCCCAAGACCAAAUCAUAUUACCUUUUUGAUGGAUAUGCACACCUUUCUUCUGGUCUGGCCUGUGGUCUCGCUGGCCUUUCCGCUGGAAUGGCUAUUGGAAUUGUUGGUGAUGCUGGUGUUAGAGCAAAUGCACAACAACCAAAACUCUUUGUUGGUAUGAUCUUAAUUCUUAUUUUUGCUGAGGCAUUGGCUUUGUAUGGACUGAUUGUCGGCAUCAUCCUUUCUUCCCGUGCUGGCCAAUCUAGAGCUGAAUAGAAGAAAAUAAUGUAUUUUCAGGUUUAUGAUGGAAUCUUUUUGCAUCAUUGUGCUAGCAGUUUGAUAACCGAUGCUAGUUGUUAAGUGCAUCUUCUCCUUUUCUGUCACACAUUGUGUGUUACACUGGUGAUUGUAGAUUUGGAAAUUUUCUUUUCCCUGUAUGCGACCAAGAGAACGUUCUCUCAAUUUUUCCGUUAGUGUAUUUUACAAUAAUGAGGAGCAUCUUGUUGCUUGAAUGCUGAUACAAUUGUAUUAUUGUUGUUGGAAUGUAUUGGUACACCUGAAUAUAUGAAAUGCACCUUGAUUAUUGCUAUAA
Messenger RNA from Solanum dulcamara, 983 nucleotides. RefSeq names its product V-type proton ATPase 16 kDa proteolipid subunit-like. NCBI's taxonomy places the organism in Eukaryota, Viridiplantae, Streptophyta, Magnoliopsida, Solanales, Solanaceae. Gene Ontology annotation, biological process: proton transmembrane transport. Gene Ontology annotation, cellular component: proton-transporting V-type ATPase, V0 domain. The record is from RefSeq and is a predicted model, not a curated record. The transcript is spliced from 3 exons. The coding region runs from base 170 to 667 and encodes 165 amino acids. Gene Ontology annotation, molecular function: proton-transporting ATPase activity, rotational mechanism.